Molecule: messenger RNA, 680 nt
Organism: Rana temporaria (common frog)
Lineage: Eukaryota; Metazoa; Chordata; Amphibia; Anura; Ranidae
Product: protein ANTAGONIST OF LIKE HETEROCHROMATIN PROTEIN 1-like
Exons: 2
Coding region: 63-680 (205 amino acids)
Source: RefSeq, a predicted model, not a curated record
GAGUGUGGAGAAAGAGAGACGAGCUUCUGAUUCAGUGAUCAAGCAUUUCUGUGUUUUAUAGCAUGAUUACCUCAUUACUUUUGCGAUUGAGGAUGCUGCAAUGGAGGAAGAGGCAAAGGAGACUGCAUAAGCGACGUUAUUGGGUACAUCCAGUGAACUUUGUUCGUGCGAAGCAUGGGGUCUAUCACAGCCUGUAUUCCCAGCUUUGCAGUUAUCCGCAGAAGUUUCUAGACUAUUUCCGAAUGUCUGUGGAAACUUUUGAUAAACUUCUGCAGCUAGUUGGACCUGCCAUCCGUCGUCUGGAUACGAGAUUUCGAUCAUGUUUGUCUGCAAGGGAAAGACUAGCUGUAACCCUAAGGUACCUUGCCACUGGGGAAAGUUUUAGCUCCCUGCAUUACCAGUUUCGUCUUGGCAAGUCGACUAUUUGCUGCAUUGUACGGGAGACAUGUCAGAUAUUAUGGGAGAAGCUGCAACCACUUUAUUUACCACAUCCCACCUGUGACCAGUGGUUGUCAGUAGCAGAAAAGUUCAAUGAUGUGGCAAACUUCCCAAAUUGCAUCGGAGCAGUGGAUGGCAAACAUAUUCGGAUCAAGAAGCCUGCCCACAGUGGAUCCAGUUUCUAUAAUUACACUACCUGGAACAGAGGGUCCGCUGCUGCCCUAUGUGUUAGUGGGAGAUGA